AUGGGCUCUAUAAUGACAAGUGAAAAACGAAUUGGGACUCACAACGGUUGCUUCCACUGUGACGAAGUGCUAGCAGUUGUCCUACUCAAAUAUCUUCCUGAAUACAAAAAUGCUACCAUAGUGCGAUCUCGCGAUCCAGACAUACUGUCUACUUGCGAUGUGGUCGUUGACGUUGGUGGUGUUUAUGACCCUGAAACACUUCGUUUUGAUCACCAUCAGAAGGAUUUCUCGUUAACAUGGUCGCAAUAUUUCGGCGUGAAGAUGUGGGAUGUUAAACUAAGCAGCGCUGGACUGGUCUACGUACAUUUUGGCAAAAGAGUACUCUCUCUUCUGACUGGCCUUGAAAUUGGACACGAAGUACUAGAAAAGAUAUACAUGAAAAUAUAUGAAUCGUUCAUUUUAGAAAUUGAUGGGCAAGACAACGGUAUUCCACAGUCUAAAACUCCAUUGAAGUACAAUAUAAGCACUAGUUUAUAUUGCAGAGUUCGACGACUUAAUCCUUGGUGGAAUAACGAAUCAGAGGAAUCAGAAACUGCAUUCCAAAGAGCAAUCAACUUAGUCAGUCGUGAAUUUCUUGAUACUGUGGACUACUUUACUAAUUGCUGGUGGCCUGCGCGAAAUAUUGUAGCUAAAGCAAUGAAUGUUCGUGGAGAUGUAGAUUCAUCGAGAACUAUCAUAGUACUAGAUAGAUCCUGUCCAUGGAAGAGCCAUCUAUUUGACUUAGAGCGUGAAGAACGUAUGGAAACAGUCGUUUAUCCGGAACCACUCCGUCAAACAAGUUAUCGUCCUAUACCAAAGUUUCCCCCUCAAAUUCUCUUUGUCAUACUACCAUCAGAUGGUAAUUGGGUUGUUCAAGCCGUACCAAAAGACAAGUUUGGUAUUCGGUUACCAUUCCCUACCGACUGGCGUUCACUUCAAGAUGAUCAAUUGUGUGCGAUGACUGGAAUAUCAGGUUGCAUUUUUGUGCAUAACUGUGGUCAUUUAGGUUCCAAUAAAACACGUGACGGUGCAAUCGAAAUGGCACGUUUUGUUGUAAAUGAAUCAAAACUUCAACAGGAGAAUGUUAUUGGGACUGCCUUAACUCCACCAAAAUUCAGCCGUGGUCGUGGUCGCAAGUCUUUUGUAAAUAACCGUAAUAAAAAAUGUUAG
Molecule: messenger RNA, 1149 nt
Organism: Schistosoma bovis
Lineage: Eukaryota; Metazoa; Platyhelminthes; Trematoda; Strigeidida; Schistosomatidae
Source: the annotation of a GenBank genome assembly